AUGGAAGAAUCAUCAGAGAGAAGCUACAUUGCUGGCUUUACAGGUGGAGGAAGGCGCCAUGAGCCAAGGAAUGAUUCCACUGCAAUGAGUUGGUGGAGGAACAAUUUCUGGAUCAUUCUAGCAGUGGCCAUCAUCGUUGUUUCCGUGGGCCUGGGCCUCAUCAUGUACUGUGUCUGUAGGUGGCAAAAUAGACAAGGCAAGAAAUGGGAAAUUGCCAAACCCUUGAAACAAAACCAAAGAGAUGAAGAAAAGAUGUAUGAAAAUGUUAUUAAUCAAUCACCAGAUCAACUACCCCCUGUGCCACCCAGGGGUUUGCUUCCUUCAGAAGAUUCCUGCCCACAGGAAACCCCAAGUCAACCACUGGCUACAUACUCAUUGGUAAAUAAACCUAGAAAUAAGAAGACCGUUUCCAUUCCAGGCUACAUUGAGGCUGAAAAUGACUAUGAUGAUGUUGAAAUCCCUGCAUAUACUGAAAACCAUCAUUUUAAAACCACCAUUUCGUCUUUUUGA
Molecule: messenger RNA, 510 nt
Organism: Galeopterus variegatus (Sunda flying lemur)
Lineage: Eukaryota; Metazoa; Chordata; Mammalia; Dermoptera; Cynocephalidae
Gene: SCIMP
Product: SLP adaptor and CSK interacting membrane protein
Exons: 5
Coding region: 1-510 (169 amino acids)
Cellular component (GO): immunological synapse; tetraspanin-enriched microdomain; membrane
Source: RefSeq, a predicted model, not a curated record